Messenger RNA from Schistosoma haematobium, 2315 nucleotides. RefSeq names its product Leucine carboxyl methyltransferase 1. The record is from RefSeq and is a predicted model, not a curated record. Lineage: Eukaryota; Metazoa; Platyhelminthes; Trematoda; Strigeidida; Schistosomatidae. Gene Ontology annotation, cellular component: cytosol. The transcript has 5 exons. Bases 1369 to 2109 code for a protein of 246 amino acids. Gene Ontology annotation, biological process: C-terminal protein methylation. Gene Ontology annotation, molecular function: protein C-terminal leucine carboxyl O-methyltransferase activity.
UUGUGUUUCGCGGGUUGUAUGCGGUAAGCGUUACUCUGAUGAGUAGUCCUACAGAUGAGAUCAUUCAACUAACUAAUGACGACGCUACAUCCAGUAAAGCUCAUGCCAUUUCUCGUGGAUACUGGAAAGACAAGUAUAUCAGGUAUUUUUGUUCCUCUCCGUCACACAAAACUCCGGAGAUUAAUCGUGGCUAUUUUAUAAGAACAACUGCAUUCAGAGCGAUUGCCAUAUCAUUUAUAAAGUCCACAGGUGGAGCCUGCCAAAUUGUAAACCUUGGUGCAGGCUCAGAUACAUUGUACUUCGCUCUAAAAGAUGCUCAGGAGACUCCAGAGCUAUACGUCGAAGUAGACUUGGCAUCUAACAUUCAGCAAAAAGCUAUGACAAUACAACGAAGAAGGCUGCUUGAAUCAACAAGUAACUCUCACACUUUUUAUUAUCCUUGUAUAUAAAGUAAAUUGGUCCUUUACGGACAGUUAAUAUUUUAUAAUUCAAUGUACCUUUAUCUGGUUAUUAAACAAUAUUUUGGCUAUUUUUUCCCGGACUUACUAAGCCCUACAAACUCACAUUGUUAGUGGCGCCACACCGAAUUAUGUAUGGAUUUUAUUUUUACAAAGUGUGAUUCUCGACGUUCACCAUUGUCAUCCGUUUAUAUGAGCAGCUAAUAAGACUAGUAUGUAUGUCCUUCAUUCUUUAUAGUAUCUUCAUGUCUAAUUGUCAGAAAUCCGAUAUUGCUGAGUAUCGGUAAAUGACACCGUAUGGGUUCCUCAUGAAAAUGGUUCAAAAGAAUCUUGAAACCUUAAACGACAAACAGAAACAGUGAAGCGAGACAUCAAUUCAGUCCAACCUACAUUAAAGCCAUUUUACACCAUAAAGAAGAUAUUUGAAGUGGAGGAAUCCAGUAAAGUCAAAAUAAGGAUACUAACCAUGUUAAUUUUUUUUAAACCAGGUAAACCAUGCAAAAUCAGGACAACUGGUUUGAGGUAUUGUGACAUUCGAAAGUAAGAUAAGGGCAUUAAUCGGAUGUAUAUAUUGUUGAUUUCAAGCCCUGUCACAUAAAUACUCCAUGCACUGAUCUGGAAUUCCGUGCCGACCCCGAAGCAUUGGCAUAUGCUUUUACUUAGUGGUCUGCCCUCAAUAUUAAUAUUGCCAAUUGUAUUAUAAACAUGGGUACGGUUAUUUUAUCGGGUGGAAGUUACCACUCAGUGAUAUUUAUUUAUUUGUUAUUUUACCACAUCCUUACAUAUCGUUUCAAAUAAACAUACCAGCUUAUCCCCCCUCCCGCACAUUUUUUAGUAUUACAUGAUCACAUUCUAAACUUUAGCUUCUGUUUAUCAUAUCCAUUUCUAAUAUAUGUUCUACUAAUAUUGAAUGACUGACCGUUCAACGUUUUCAUUUUACCAUAUUCUCUUAUAUGUAUGCUAUAUAUCUAACGAAAAGCUUUAUACUUUGAACCCAGAUGCUUCACCACUUAAAGACGAUAAUUUAAACCUUACAGUAAAUCAAAAGACUUCUGUUGUCGACACACUACAUGAUAAUUUGCACUACGUUUUUGAGACGGGACGGUUUCACUUACUGAGUUUCGAUUUACGAAGAUCUGUUCAAGAUCUUCUAGAUGUUUUAUGUUCAACAGUUAAUGGGGCCGGUUGUUCCAAAAGUUGCCCAACUCUCUUCCUUGCUGAAUGCGUACUUGUUUAUAUGUCUCCAGAGGCAAGCUGUCAGUUAAUAAAGGGUCUUUCGGUAAACUUCCCACGUGCUUCAUUCCUGCAUUAUGAACAGGUUAAUAUGAGCGAUUCAUUUGGUUCUAUUAUGAUCAAAAAUUUUCGUGCUCGUUCCUGUGAGCUUCCUGGUCUUAAUGCAUGUCAUUCACUGGCUACUCAAGAGGAACGAUUUUUUAAGGCUGGUUGGAAAAAAGCCAAAGGAUGGACUAUAAAUCAAGUUUAUAAGAUGUUACCUUCCAGUACUCGAUACAGAGUAGAACAUUUGGAACUAUUGGAUGACCUUGAAGUGACAAUGCAGUUGUUUGAUCAUUAUUGUAUUCUCCUGGCAACUAAUGAUGAAAUAAUCUGCCCAGAUGAACAGUUGAAAGAAUCAUUAGCCACUAUUGAGUAGUCAUCUUCGUAUAUCAAAUAUGUGAUUCAUUACGAAAGUAUAUAAUGUACUGCAUUUUUCCUAUUUCGAUUUCCUUUCAUUUUUAUCAAGUAUUUGUAUAAUUCAUCGUAUAACUUUAUUAGUUCCUACUUUGUGGUGUAUAUUAAUGCCGUAAAUGUAGACAACAAAAGGAUCCACGUUAAAAUAUAUUUGUACAGACGUUUGCA